Messenger RNA from Vicia villosa (hairy vetch), 4920 nucleotides. RefSeq lists its product as uncharacterized. Bases 1 to 4920 code for a protein of 1639 amino acids. The record is from RefSeq and is a predicted model, not a curated record. Gene Ontology annotation, biological process: DNA integration. The transcript is spliced from 6 exons. NCBI's taxonomy places the organism in Eukaryota, Viridiplantae, Streptophyta, Magnoliopsida, Fabales, Fabaceae. Gene Ontology annotation, molecular function: nucleic acid binding; zinc ion binding.
AUGUCCGUUUCGGAGUAUGCUGAGAAGUUUGAAGACCUGGCUGAUUACUCCCGACAGGCUGCCUAUGCUCAGGAUGAACUAUGGAAGAUUGAUCAGUUCAUGAUGGGACUAAGGGCGGACAUUGCUCAUAGUGUAUUACAGAGAGAGUUCACCAUUUAUGCUGAGUGUUUGAGGCAAUACUAUAUUGCUGAAAACAGUUUGAAGAGGGUUCAAGAAGAGAGAAAUCAGAACAAGACAAGUUUUAGAGAGCAAGGAAGAUCAGGACACUAUCUGAAGCCCCGCAACUUUCCGACAAAGAAGAAGCAAAAUCAUGGUGACCAGUCAUCUAUACCUCCUCAGUGUGAUAAAUGUAAGAGAAGACAUCGUGGGGAUUGUAGGCCUUUUGGAGCUGCUUGCUAUGAGUGUGGUGAAAUGGGCCACAUGGCUAGGCAUUGUCCAAAGAAGAAAGCUCCUGAGAAGACCGUAGGUCAUGUGUAUACCUUGGAUGCAAGGAAAGCGAAGGGAAACAACUAUCUCAUUGCGGAGUGUGUUUACCGACUUGGGUUGGAAGAAACUCCUCUACCUGAUCCUAUGGUCAUUUCCUCGGCUACGGAUGAUUCUGUGGAAGCUCGGCUAGUUUGCAAGGAUUGUUUUGUAUUUUUUAAUGACCGUGAUUUUCCGAUCGAUCUGAAUUGCUUACCUCUCAAGAGAAUCGAUGUCAUUCUUGGAAUGGAUUGGUUAUCUCCUAAUUCAGUGUAUAUUGGAUGCAAGGAGAAGGCUAUAUUCAUUCCUGCAGAAGAGACUACCUCCGAUGAUGCAAUUACCAAGUUAAUUGAAGGUACAAUCAGAAUGGUUAACUAUCUCUUUUCUCAAGAAAUAUCCUUUCUUUUAGUUCUUUCCAAGGAGCCUUCUGUAAGGAUGGAAUUGUCUGAGAUUCCAGUGGUGUGCGAAUUUCCUGAUGUAUUCCCUGAGGACAUCACUUCUCUUCCUCUAGAAAGAGAAGCGGAAUUCUCGAUUGACCUCGUUCCUGGUACUGCCCCUGUCUCUAUAACUCCGUAUCGGAUGUCCCCUAUCGAACUCAGAGAAUUGAAGAGCCAGUUAGAAGAACUCCUAGCUAAGCAUUUCAUUCAGCCCAAUGUUUCUCCAUGGGGAGCUCCUGUUCUCUUGGUGAAGAAGAAGGACGGAAGUAUGCGUUUGUUUAUCGAUUACCGUCAACUGAACAAGGUUACCAUAAAGAACAAAUAUCCCUUGCCACAGAUUGACGACCUCCUAAAUCAAUUGAAAGGAGCCAGUGUGUUCUCGGAGAUUGAUCUUAGGUCGGGGUAUCAUCAGAUUCGGGGGAAGAGCUCAGACGUUCCCAAGACUGCAUUCAGAACUCGGUAUGGUCAUUACGAGUUUUUAGUUAUGCCUUUUUGUAUGACUAAUGCUCCGUCUGUUUUCAUGGACUACAUGAAUCGAAUAUUCCAACCGUAUCUGGAUCAGUUUGUGGUGAUCUUCAUUGACGAUAUCUUGGUGUAUUCUCGUUCUCUAGAAGAGCAUAAAGAGCAUUUGUGGAUCGUGUUGUCUACUCUUCGAGAGAAGCAAUUGUACGCCAAGCUUAGCAAGUGCGAGUUCUGGUUAUCGAAAGUAAGUUUCCUUGGUCACGUCAUUUCUGGGGGAGGCGUGGCAGUAGACCCUUCAAAGGUAGAAGCGGUAGUGAUUUGGGACCGACUGAAGAGUGUAACGGAGGUUCGAAGUUUCUUAGGGCUAGCCGGUUACUAUCGGAGGUUUAUCAUGGGAUUUGCUAAAUUCGCCUUACCAUUGACGAAGCUUACCCGGAAGGAAGUUGCUUUUGAAUGGGACUCCGAGUGUGAGCAAAGUUUCCAGAAGCUUAAGGAGAAGUUGACUUUUGCACCGGUAUUGGUGAUUCCUGACCCAAAUCGAUCGUACGAAGUAUUUUGUAUUGCGUCUAAGAAAGGUUUAGGAGGAGUGUUGAUGCAAUACGGUCAAGUCGUGGCUUAUGCAUCUCGGCAGUUGAGAUCUCAUGAGGAGAAUUAUCCUACCCACGAUCUUGAGCUUGCUGCAAUAGUCUUUGCGCUUAAAGUGUUGCGACAUUACUUGUAUGGAGUCCACUUUGAAAUGUUCAGCGAUCAUAAGAGCCUAAGAUACUUUUUUGAUCAGAAGGAGUUGAACAUGCGACAUAGAAGAUGGAUGGAGUAUCUUAAGGAUUAUGACUUUGAACUGAAAUACCAUCCAGGGAAGGCUAAUAAAGUAGCAGAUGCUUUAAGUAGGAAGGAAUUUCGGGUUGCGGAGUUGAUGAUGUUAGAACAUGGUUUAUUAGAGAAGUUCCGAAACCUUAACCUUCAGUUCGAAUGGAUGCCCAACGGUGUUCUGCUUAGCAAUUUGAGCAUCGUGAACAAGCUUCGGGAGACGAUCCGGUUAGCUCAGGAAUGUGAUGCAAAGUUGCAAGCAGACGAGAACCUUCCUUAUUUUUGUAGGGCACCGGAUGGAAUCCUUUUGUUUCAUCAGAGAGUUUGUGUACCAAAUGAUCCUGAGUUAAAGCGUCUAAUCCUUGACAAAGCGCACAAGAGAAUGAAGAAAGAAAUUGCAGAAUACGUGGCGCAGUGUUCUAUCUGUCAACGGGUUAAGAUUGAACAUCAGAGGCCAGGAGGGAUGUUGCAACCUCUGGAGAUACCAGUAUGGAAAUGGGACUCUAUCUCUAUGGAUUUCAUUGUGGGAUUACCCCGUGCCCGAGGUGGAUACGAUUCUAUAUGGGUGAUAGUGGACAGGUUAACUAAGUGUGCUCACUUUUUGCCUGUAAAGACGACCCACAAGGUGAUCCACCUUGCAAGACUUUUCAUAGCGAAGAUUGUUCGAUUGCAUGGUGUGCCAUCCAAUAUAGUGUCCGAUCGAGAUCCAAAGUUCACUUCGAGAUUUUGGAAGAUGUUCCAUAAGGAAUUAGGGAAUAGGCUGGAUAUGAGUACCUCUAAUCACCCCCAAUCUGAUGAGCAGACGGAGAGGACAAUCCAGACGAUUGAAGAUAUGUUGAGAGCUUGUAUUUUGGAAGAAGGUGGGAGUUGGAAGGAUCAUUUACCUUUGGUGGAAUUUGCAUAUAAUAACAGUUACCAUGCUAGUUUGGGUAUGGCUCCCAAUGAGGCUCUAUAUGGCAGGAAGUGUCGAUCUCUCGAUAAUCUUAAGAAAUCCCAGGAUCGACAGAAGAAUCAUGCGGACAAGCGAAGGAGGCCUUUGGAAUUUGAAGUUGGAGACCACGUGUAUCUAAAAGUCACCCCGAGAUUGAGACUGGGAGGACCGUUCAAGACACGUAAGCUUAGUCCAACAUACGUGGGACCCUAUCAGAUUGUGAGUCGGAUAGGUGGAGUGGCCUAUCAGUUGGCAUUGCCACCUUCCCUAUCCGGACUACAUGAUGUGUUCCAUGUAUCCCAACUCCGAAGAUUUGUGCCUGCUGCUUUCCAUCCUAUCCUACCAGAUUCUAUUGCCGUGGAACCAGAUCUUUCCUAUGAUCCACAACCUUGCCGUAUCUUGGAACAUGCUAGUAAGUCUCUAAGGAAUAAGGAAAUACCUCUUGUGAAGGUGUUGUGGGAUGAGACGCGUCUUGAGGAAGCUACAUGGGAGCUUGAGUCAGGGAUGCGGGAGUCCUAUCCCCACUUGUUAUGCUCCGCCGUGAGAACGGCCGGAGAAGACGACCGGAGUCCGUCUCCGGCGUCUGAUCAAACUCAGGAUCCCGUUUCUGUUGAGUUCUAUGAUUCUGAAUUGCGCUGGUUCACCUUUCAAGACUACCAACUGGCUCCCACCCUUGAAGAGUAUGCUGACAUUCUCAAGAUUAAGGUUCAACGUAAAAUCCCUUUUGUAUGCGUACCUGAGAAGCCAAAAAUGGAUCGCAUUGCUGGUGCUCUUUAUUUGAGCAUGAAGGAUGUUAUGGAUAACUGGAAGCCUAAUGGUGGAACUCAUGGAUUCUAUGUAAGAUUUCUGAUGAAGAAGGCUGAAGCCCUUGCUGUUGAGGAAAAAUGGAAAGAAUUCAAUGCUCUCCUUGUCGUCAUGAUCUAUGGAUUAGUGUUGUUCCCGAAUAUUCUGAACUUUGUCGAUCUUACUGCUAUCUGUCUCUUUAUGGAUCAAAAUCCUGUGCCCACUCUGUUGGCCGACACUUAUUAUGCCGUCCAUUCUAGGUAUGGGAAGAAAGGGUCAGUUGGGGGUUGUUUACCACUACUAUACGAAUGGUUUUCUUCACAUUUGCCUAAAAGCGGAGCGUUUGUCACCACAAGAGACUCACAGAAAUGGCCUCAAAGGAUCAUGGGGCUUACUGCAAACGACAUCGUCUGGUGUCACAUCGGAAUGGACAUAGAGGAAGUUAUAACUAGUUGUGGCAGUUUUGACAACGUUCCCCUCAUAGAAACGAAAGGUGUUAUCAAUUAUAACCCGGGGCUCGCGUUACGCCAGUUGGGAUUUGUGCUUAAAGACAAGCCUUUGGACAAAGAGAUAUUCGAAUCCGUUUGCUUUGAGAAGGGAACUGAUCCAGAGGGUUUGGAAAAAGUAAGAAGUGCCUGGAAUAGCAUCCAUACAGAUGAUCAGACUUCUCUAGGUGAGAAGAAUGCCGUUGCCAAACAAGCCUAUACAGAUUGGGUCAAAGAUAGAGUUAAGGACCGCCUAUUGCCCUUCCCGAAGGUUAACCCAUUGUAUGAGAAACCACCUAAGGUUCUAACUGUCACUGUGCCUGCUGAGAAUUACACCCAAGCGGAUAUGGAAAACACCCAGUUGCGUGAAAAGAGGCCAGACACACAACUAAGACAUUAUCCUGUGGAUAAGAGAAGGGUUGAGUUGAUACACGAAGCCGGGAUGCUGAAAGGGGGAUCUUCCAGAGUUCAAAAGAGAACCAGAACUGAAAAGGGUGAAAGAGCUACUACUGUUGUUGCCGAGGAUCACCAAAAGAUCAUAAAAAGGCAAUAA